Messenger RNA from Nerophis lumbriciformis (worm pipefish), 2180 nucleotides. RefSeq names its product low density lipoprotein receptor class A domain containing 3 (gene ldlrad3). Gene Ontology annotation, molecular function: protein binding. Gene Ontology annotation, cellular component: plasma membrane. The record is from RefSeq and is a predicted model, not a curated record. NCBI's taxonomy places the organism in Eukaryota, Metazoa, Chordata, Actinopteri, Syngnathiformes, Syngnathidae. Gene Ontology annotation, biological process: receptor-mediated endocytosis.
CUCCGCCUACCAUCAACAACAACAGAAGCGCCAGCCUCUCUAGAACCCGCAGCCCCGUCCACGUCCAGGCUAUCUUUUUUUUAAAUCUUCUAAACCCGAGCUCCAAUACUUCAACUCAAGUCGAACUUCACGGAGAAACGCCGACAUGUCCACCUCAAUUCUACCGGUGGAAAAGUAGUUCCACUUCUGAACUCCAACAGGCGGAAGAGUUAGCUUUUGCCGAGGGAAGUUUUUCCACCCCCCAUUUUUUUUGGAGCCGGGGAAGCCCAGGCUUGGGGGGGAAAGGAGAGUUAUAUGAUGUGGAUUUGGUACAUUCUACUCGGUUCAAGAACAGUUGAGAGCCAGCUGCUCCCAGGGAAUAACUUCACCACAGAGUGCAACAUCCCUGGAAACUUCAUGUGUGGAGAUGGAAAGUGUGUCCCAGGAGGAUGGCAGUGUGAUGGAUUGCCUGAUUGCUUUGACAAGAGUGACGAAAAAGGCUGCCCAAAAGUCAAAUCAAAGUGUGGCCCAACAUUCUUUGCCUGUGCGAAUGGGGUCCACUGCAUCAUUGGACGAUUCCGAUGUAAUGGUUUCAGUGACUGUCCUGAUGGGAGCGAUGAGGAAAACUGCACUGGCAACCCCUUGGUGUGCUCUGAGACGCGCUUCAAGUGUCGAAAUGGGCGCUGUGUAGACCGCAGCUUCUUGUGUAACGGCCAGGACAACUGUCAGGAUAACAGUGAUGAGGAGCUCUGCUUAAGUACAGCAGAAGCUCCUGGUCAGGACUUUGUGACGCUGGACUACCGUCUGCGGUACUACCCCAGCAUCACCUAUGCCGUCAUCGGCAGUGCCGUCAUCUUCGUGUUGGUCGUGGCAUUGCUGGCCUUGGUGCUCCAUCACCAGAGGAAGAGGAGCAUCCUGCUGCCCGCCGAUGUGAGAGGAUCCAUGCAUCACCAUCAGCCGUUACUACUGUCCCGUUUGAUCAUCUUGGAUCGAGGCCACAUGCAUCCCGCUGGUCUUUCUCCCACUUCUCCCUCCGCAGCUGACGAGUACAGCUCGGCUCCUCAAACAAUGCAGCUCCUUUCUGAAAGCCUUUGUCCAACUGGCCUUUCUGUGGACACUCCCCCAUCAUAUUCACAGGCUGUUCUGGAUGUCAGUCGGCCUCCCUGGUUUGAUCUUCCUCCUCCUCCUUACCUCCCAGACGGGGAAGCGGCUUCAGAGGGCGACUUGCCUCGUUACAAUAGCCCUUCUGCAUCUGCCGCACUCAGAACUAUGUCCUUGAACGCCUCAUCUGGAUUAAAUUCUAGACAGGUGUCAGAGGAGCUUUAGCCUCUCUGGUAGACAGUAAAGUUUAGCAGCACAUUCCUCAAUGUAGACCUGCAGCCACAAGGCUGAACACAUUCAUCUUGUAUUUCGGCUCCACCUGCUGGACUUUUUAAAGAACUACACGUGCUUCAUUUCAGAAUGACUCAGUGCGUGUCAGCAGAAUUUAGUUCUUGGGAAGGAAUACUACCUAUAACCUACUUAAGGCUUUAGAUACUGUAGUUACCUAAAGGAAGUGUGUGUUAACGAGUGCCAAUAAGAUUGUGUGUGUACUUUGUAGAACAGUGGCUCCACCCUUCCAAGGACCCGAGUCUUCAUUGUCAUCCAGAUUGUGUCAGAUAUUUUCAUGCUUAGUGUUACGUAAAAUAAUAGGUAGCUUCAUUAUUACUUUUUGAAUAAUGUAUCAAUCCCUAAAACUAGGAACUAUUUGAGUAAAAAAAGGGUAAUUUAUUGUAUGUAAUAUUACAGGAGGGAAGUGGGAGGAAGCCGGAGUAGCCGGAGGGAACCCACGCAGUCACGGGGAGAACAUGCAAACUCCACACAGAAAGAUCCUGAGCCCAGGAUUGAACCCACUACAAACCCCAUUUCAGUAGUGUGUAUAAGAGUGUUUCAACAGUGUGUAUGAGAGUGUUUCAGUAGUGUGUGAGAAAGAAAAACAUUUCAGUUGUUUAUGUGAGAGCAUUUCAGUAGUGUGUAGAAGAGUGUUUCAGUGUUGUGUAUGACAGAAAAAUAUUUCAGUUGUUUAUGUGAGAGCAUUUCAGUAGUGUGUAUAAGCGUGUUUCAUUCGUGUGUAUGAGAGUGUUUCAGUAGUGUGUGAGAGAAAAAUAUUUCAGUUGUUUAUGUGAGAGCAUUUCAGUAGUGUGUUUAAGAGUGUUGAAAAA